CCGAACGACUUGCACGGCUGCAGGAAAAUUUUUCGAUCAAAACCUAAAAACAACAGCCGUUUACCGGCCAAUUUCGCUUGGGAAUCGUCGAAGGAGUUUCGUUGGAAAAGAGGCAAAAUUCGAGUGGAAUCGACGAUAAAAAUGGCCCAGGUUUUGCUUAAAUUUUCAAGAUAGCUCUCCGCUGUAUGUUACUCAGGGAAAACACAGCUGAUCUAGAAGCAUGGAGGGAAAGAAACUCAGGGUUCAGUUCGAGCGGCGAGUCGAUUCAGCUUGGUCUUGGUUGAUUUGCUUCACUUCGUUCAUGAGCCAGUUUAUAGUUCUAGGAACUCACAACUCAUUUGGUUCAUUUUUUGUGGCAUUAUUGCAAGAAUUUCAUCGCAGCGAAGCUGAAACAGGUACGAUUAUGAACACUCAUAUUUUCCCCCCACUUUCACCGCGCGGUUGACGAUAAAAAAUUGAUUUCGUCGACAGGUUGCCAAGACAGGGACUCGCGAAUUUUCUGUUCUCUUUAUUCAUGGUUAAAUUUUGUCGCGACCAAGGAAAAUUGCAAACAGAAAUGAAGGAAAUCAAAUCGAGCAAAAUAAAUUCCCAGCCGCUUCGCUCAAAGCGCGAAAGACAACUUACAUAACUCGAAACUUGAUGAUAGGCCAGGAAACCACGCGAGUGUUGUAAGAUAUGUAUCAGCUUUUCUUGCGCCAAACAGAUAGAUUGACAAAAAUUUAUACAACAUUGUGAUCUCUCAAUAAUUUUUCUUCAAGUUUCUCCAAUAUUAAGUCAUGAGGAGCUUAGUAACGGGAAAUAAAAUUUGUUCUUUCUGUAAAACCGGUUGUACAGCACCGUAAUGAUCUCACUGCCAAUGUGACACGGUCUGUUGACUGUUGUUCCACGCGCGGAAAAAGAAAACCCCUCGAACAGUUCAGGAACGUGCGGUGGGCUCAAAUUUAUCGCUUGCUUGGAGUUUUGGCCUAAAACGUUUUGGUUAACCUGAGUUCAUACACAAAUAAACCAUCGGUUAUCGCUGGUUUUGCGUUGUAGAUUGUCACACAUAUCUUGGUCUCUUGCUAAGUUUAUUUUUUAAUUCACUUAAGUGCGCUCAAUUCUGUAUGAAUACUACCCAAAUCAUGCGACAGGAAAUCCGGAGCUGUUUUCAACAUUAUUCGUCAUCUGCAAGUAACUGACGGAAUGUAUUUUUCUUUACCAACUUGUUUUAUAAUGAGCAGUCUUAAAUUUGUUGUUGUUAUGAUUCGAUGUAAUAAAAAUUGCUUAUAAACAUCUGCAUUGCUUUGCAAAUUGUAUUUUCCGUUCUCGGACUGUAACAUAUUUAUCGAUCGGCUUCAUGAGAAAAGGUCAACCGGUCGGAAUUUUUUUCUCUGUUUGAUUUCCUUUCAAGACGUUUCUUGAAAAACGAGUUUUCUAGUACUACUCGGCAGUUUUUAUUUUUUCACAGGCAUCGCCCAAGAUAUUAGCAGAAAAAUCGCGCAAAAUUCCGCAAACUCGCCAAACAGGGUUUUCUCGGAGAAAAUACUCACCACAAAAAUCAUAAAUAUACAUAACUAAUUUGUUUACAACCGAUGUUUCUAAGAAUUUCGAACCGCCUUCUUAACCUAUCGAUGUAAAAUGUCAUUUUGAGGGAAAACUCUCAUGGCGGUGGUAAACUGCCCGGGGGAUGUUUGGAGCAAUGGAUAGCGGUUCGAAAAUAUUUAUCUGAGGGAACCCUUGUUUUGCAUCACCAAUUUUUUUUCAUGCAAGGGUGCAAAGUCCACAUCUUGUACAAAAGACACGCGUGAAAAACACGUGGGGGGCCAGGGCACUCCUUAUUUGCCUCAUUUGCAUAAGGGUACGUGACGCUGUACAGGGUAUGGCUUUUGGGGUCCUGUGGUUUUCAGGGUAUGCCAUUGUACACGUAUUGUACUAUUUCGCGUUGUGGGAGUGUGACUUACUAAAUUUGGCCAUGUACAGUCUUCAAAUGGUCUCAAGCGUGGUAUUCAUUUUUUUUAUUUAUUCGAUAAUGUCAGCGAAAAAAAGCUCAUUUCUUUUGGGUACGAACCGAACCGAAUAGGGGUCAUGAAAAAAGGCCUUUUGUCUUAAAAAGAGAAGCGAACCCGGGGAGGGCGGAGUAGUGAAAUGAACGGUUUUUGUCUUAAACAGGGACAGGGUGUGAAAGCCUUAUCGGCACUCACCCCACUCACACUUUCAUUAAGUGCCCCCUCCACUUGGGUAACAUUGAUUCUAAAUUUCUAGUCUGUAAGAGAACUUGCCUUUCGAUGCCGUGACCAUCAAGAGAACCUCUUUUACGAUUAUAUCGUGCCCCAUAGAAUCUUCCGGAAGUUUGCAUUACGGUAAUGGAAACGGGAAAUAUUCUUCUAUAGGUGCUGUGGGUGGGCUCUUCAAACCUCUUCAGGCAUUUGUCUUUGGCGUAUUUAAAGGACUAAAAGCCUUUCUUCCCCUGAGCAUAAUUACUUGUAAUUGUAACGAAUUGACGCCGACGGGUUGGGUUGGGGAAGAACAAUAAAAAACCAUCUGAGGGUCUCGAGAAUCUGUGACCCCCUCCCCCCCUGCCAUCUGAAGGUAUUCUUUUAGCGGUGUUUUUUUAAUUGGCGUGAGAAACAACUAAGCGAGAUGUGGAAACAGGCUCUUGUUCAAUUUUUUUCCCAAAACGUUGUCACAUUUAUGAUAAUUAGUUUUGUAUUGAAAAUACAUUUGCGUAUAAAACACGUGGUUAUUCGAUAUUCAUAUGUAAAGCUGUUUGCAUGAAUCUGUAAAUGGAGAUCACUGUAUUUUCGGGAAAGAAAUCCGCGAGCGCGAAAACGCAACGGUCACGCGGGGAAGGAGAUAAGGGAACGCCCAUUUGUUCCCCUUCCUUCCCACUCCCCCCCCCCCCCGGCAGACCUUACCGUCCCCGCGCGCCCAAAUUCCUCUCUCCUCGUCUAUAUCGAUUGCAGGGUAGAAUAAGACGUUUCACCGAUCAAAGUGUUCGUACGGGGGAGGGGGCGGGGGGUGGGAGGAAAUCGGUAAACUAGGUUUUCGAGGAUCAAUAGUGGUUUGGUGGCCUGGCCUGGAGGGGUGACUUUGAACAGGCUGGGGUAACCAUCGAAUGCCUAUUCUGAGUCCGACGACCCGAUACCAAAUCCUGAAUUGUAAUUAUUUUUUUUGUUCUCAUUUACAAACAGCAUGGAUUGGCUCUCUGGCGAUGGGAUUGACGUUUAUGUGUGGACCAAUCGUAACCAUUCUCUGCGACCGAUGGGGAUAUCGAGUUGUCAUGUGCCUUGGUAGUGUUAUUCACAUGGCGGCCAUGUUGAUGACGUCAUUUAUGCCCCACAUGCCCUUGAUGUACAUCACCUACAGUGUUUUAUUUGGUUUUAGCUCUAGUUGCUGUUAUUUUUCUUCUUUGAACGUGCUCAUAAUUUAUUUCAACAAAAAUCUCGCCUUGGCCAAUGGAAUCGCAACGGCAGGCGCCGGAGCGGGAACGAUGUCACUCAGCUUAAUGAUUGACAAGUUAAUAUCUACCUAUGGUUUUAGGAUCGCUCUCCGCAGCUUGGCGGCGUUAUCCGUUUUGCUUUUCAUAGCUGGUCUUACGUUUUUACCCGUGGACUUCAGGGAGGAAGAGGAGUGUCUAAAUAAAACAAAAAUUAAAGAACAAGAACUGAUGAAAGCAAAAGACAAAAUAAUUUCCAGAAUCAGAGAACUACUGAAACCAUCUCCUGUGUGGAGAAGUAAAGCUUUUGUCGUGUGGGCAGUAGCCAUGUCUAUGACUCUCAUCGCCUACUAUAUUCCUUACAUGUACCUUGUAAGUAUUUCCAUUUUAACCUAGUAUCCGUUAACAGCAAAAACCACACCUGCUAGUCUUGGAUUCUGGAUUCCACGCAGUGGAUUCCGGAUUACCUUACAUGGGACGAAUCAUUUCAGAAUACACUUGAACUUCUCUACAACGGCCACCUUGGGAACAGAAGAAAGUGGCCGUUGUAGAGAGGUUGAAACAAGAGCGAAUGUAUGGACUGUACGCCGAAACAAAUGGCCGUUGUUGGAGGGUGGCCAUUAUUGGAGAUUCGAUGGUUAAUGUAGAAAAAAUGUUCUGCAUACGAACGAAACAGUGGCGGAGGAGGGGAUUGGGGGCAUGAGACCCGGGUCUCUAUGCACCUUAAUUUAGGCUAACUCAUUUUUUGACAAGUUCUUAUUGAAAUCAUUCUUUUCUACAGAUUCGCCUGGCAGAGAGCAUUGGAAUUCCCUCCAGUCAAGGCGCUCUGCUGGUCGGCUACUUCGCUUUGGCUCAAACGGUUGGCAAGAUUCUCUUCGGCAAACUUGGAGACUCAUCCCGAAUAAGUCGUCUGACUCUGGCUCAAAUAUCUCUAUUGGUAAUUGGGGUAGCAGCAUGUCUGUGCCCAUUGGCCCGAUCUCAUACGGCCUUACUCACGUACUCUCUGGUGUCGGGCCUAUUCGAUGGUUGCCUUUGUGUAAUGAUUGGCUUGGUGACUCAUGACAUCGUGGGACGGGGGAUGAUGGCCAAAGCUGUGGGGACACUCUUUGGAAUAGUAGCGAUCCCAAUGGCAAUAGGACCUCCCAUGGCAGGUACAUAUCCCUUUUACUGCUACGAGCGUCGUCUUAGUUUAGGACCUGGGACCUGACUAAGAGCGAAGCGGGGGACUAGGGAUGGGUACAGAGUGGCCAUCCCUCUUUCUUCUUAAUACCCCGCUCGGUUCACCUCUUUCUUCGUGCUCGCCCCGUUCUUCGCCCUAUUUCUCAGUCCUAUAAGUACCCCUAUAAGGAGCCUUGUCCCAGGCUAGCAUCGUCUUGGCAAGUUACCUGUUACGAGAGAAAGUCUCACAGCACCAAAAGUGAUAGAAGCCUUUUUGGAUUUUAAGUUGCAUGCUUGAGAUUUACUUAAGUGGCAGGUAGCUCCAAAUAUAAAGUUGACUUUGUGAUUGUUUAAAUUUUUUUUCUAUUUUUUCUUUAUAGUGUAUAUGACACCAAGAGUGUAAGAUACCGUAAAAUUCCGAAUUUGAAGGGGCUUUUAUACAGACUGAGGGAAAUUUGCGUCUCAAAAUCGAUUGGCUAGCUCAUUUGGAAGUGAAAUUUAUGUCAGUAAUUUGCAGAAGGUUUUCUCCGAGGACGUAGAUGUUUUUAAAACUCAUCCAUGCAAGUACUCUGUCUAUAUGUACCGAGGAAAUCCAAGCCAAGAGUGAACUACGCAAACAGCAAUAUACUGUGACACUUUUUGACGGCAAUCAUUUGUUGCAACAAGUAAUAGUUCUUAAGCAGAUGCAAAAAUUUAUGUGUCACUGUACAGUUUUUGCUGUGUUUUAUUUUGAAUUUAAGGGCAGUUUCCUAGCACGAGCUCCCGGCGGCUUAUAUUUGGUGGGGCGAUUUAACGAAGGGUUUUUUGCGUUACGAGUCUGGGGGGUUAAUAUUUGGAGGGGUUUUAUACAUGAAGGGGCUUACUUUCGGAAUUUUACGGUAUGUAUCCGAAAUUGAAACUUGUCAAUAAUCUUGCAAAACCAAUGUUUCGUCUUCAAAACACAGGAAUUUGCCUUCAAAAAUGUCCGCCCUAUCGCGCGGCCAAAUUGACAAGUAUGACGUAGAAUGAUUUGCAAGAUCAAAGUACAUAGCAAUGACCAAAAUCGGAAGCGAAGGCUGAGUCAACUAACUGACGUCACCUAACGUCAGCAGCCUUUCUUUGAUAGUCUACUCCUUUCCAGUCGUUCGAAGCAGUUCUUGGAUGGCCAAAAACUAAGAAAUCAUUUUUGGAGUCAUAGUUUUAAAGUUCACAACUGUUAAUUAAACUUAUCUAUGGACCAAAAUAGGUUUAAAAAAUUCUCGUGUCAUAUACAAUUUAAUGCACAGACAUUGAGUAAAGAUUAAUUAAUAUUUUCACCUUUCGUUCUCGUCUCUAGACAUGCUCAAAGAGCACGGAGAACCAGGGAUGCUGCCUUCUAAUGAGGGUAUCUAAGCUCGACGGAGCCGAAUGGAAAUUCUAGUGGAGGCGAUUGGAACGAUAUGGAUCAGGCCUAACCCAGCAUUGUUCUUCAUUUUUGUUCAUAUUUUUCAGGUCUGCUCUAUGACAGUACAGGCAGCUACAAUAUAGUGUUCUUCCUGUCCAGCGGACUCGUCAUUGGUGGCAGCUGCAUCAUGUUCCUCGUCCCCAUUCUUGUCCCUUCUAGGAAAACCCAGCAAAGAGUCUUCCUUCCCGAGAUAACUGUCUCAGCAAAGAAUGUUAUUGACGUAGAGGAUGAUUUUUUUGAUAAUCAGAAAGCCAAAUUAACUUCUCAAGUCUCGCUGGAAAGUUUCCCUGAAGAAUUCAACGGAAGUCGUUUACAUGUGGACAGAUUGAACUUGGGAUCACGCCCAAGCAGUUUCAUAUUGUUUUCAAUUGUUCCCGAGGGGAGUUUUCGGGAUCUAUCCCUGUUAAAUGAACGAUACUCCAACAGCAGAGAAGCCAGUCACACAUCCCUGGCAAGACUGUCCGAAAUAAGAGUUGACAGUCGCGUAAACAGUUGUUUAAAGUUAGAGCCUGUUGCAGAGGCGGAAACGUCGGGGACAAGCGCGGAGUCUCUCGAGCUUAUAACUGAACCCCUGGUUGAAGUCGAGCUGGUAACAAAUAAAUCGUUUGAAAGCCUCAAGAAUGCACGUUAUAACGAGCAAGAAGCUGGACAGGUGAUUGGUACUUCAGACUAUGACAGCAAAGAUAAUCUUCCUUAUAUCACAAUUUCCAAGUCUACAGAGAGCGGGUUCGUAUCCGAGGAGUCGGAUGCAAGUCUUUAUAGUGAAAACCAUGACACUAACAAAAUUGUUUCGUCCACUUCAAACCUGGACGAAAAUCGCUUAAGUGGCUACUCAUGGAAUUCAACUGGUAGUGAUCUCUCAUGGAAGACGCAGAGUUUGGACCUGGUACUAAAAGACAAUACUGAAAAGAAUAAUAAAAUAAACACUGAUUUAUUAGAAAAUAGCCUCAAACAAGACCUAAUAACAGAGAGGAGCUACUACAGAAGCGAUACCUCGCUUACCAUAAAGGACAAUGAUCUUGAACUUUAUAGUGGUGGUGAUCACCGUGUGAAGUCGCUGAUGGUUGAGGGACCACCAAUCAACGAGCCGGAUCCUCCAGUCUGCUUCAUUACGUAUGAGGAUAAGUCAACGUGCGCAGGAGAAGAGGAGGAAAGUGACUUUUCCGGUAAGGCUGUUGCCUUAGUUAAAGAGUUAACCCAACAAAGUGAUGUUUCUAUCCCUGAGUUACCUCUAGCGCCCGAUUAUUACAGUGAAAUGUUUGAAGGGAUAUUGGAAGAGGUUAACGAAUAUGUCGAGUGUUUCUCGGAGUUGUCCAGUUUCCAGGACGCGCUUAAAACAUGGCCAAAAGUUAGUGUGACAGAUCUUUCCUUGUGUGAACGAGAAACGGUAGUGUAAAUCAAAUGGACAGGCCAGUGUAAACCCAAUAGAAACGCUAGUAUAAACCAAAUUAUACUAACUGAGUGCAAAGUGGCAACACCCACUACUAGCGCUUAGGAACAAGUUGACAAACAGUCAUCAACCACCUGGUCUCAUAAACCGUCUGCUAAGUAACAUAACUAUUCAAUACUGGGUGGAAGGCCCCUCAGUUUGUUCGGAGAAAUCACAUAACAAGUUGAUUGGACAAAACAGUCGAAUAAUGAUAUUUGACAGAUUAAAUUAAGUAUAUCAAACCUUAAAAUGAAAAGUCUCCUAAUUAUACACAACGGUAUUCUAAUAUUGGUCUUAUCGUGUCCUAUAUUCUUGGAGCGAAACUAUAGAUACGCGAAGAAACCUCCGACAAUGAAUCUCUUGUUAUGAUGAUACUGAUUAUAUAGAGAAAUAAACCGAGCUUAAAUUACGCGAAAGGAAGUAUUUUACUUUCCACUGAAAAACAAAUCAUGUCGACUGAUUUUUCAAAACGUCGCAAACCAUAUUUGCUGAUGCGAACUAAUUAAGAAAUAAAGUUAACGCUUAUGGCUCCUGAAGAAGGUCAAUUAAAAGCGUGCAGACUGAGAGCCACAUCUCCCCGUGCAAUAAGUUUACUAUGUUUAGGAUGUGUUCGAUUGAUAAUUUUCCGAAAUAAGAACAAAUGAAAUUCCUUGUUUUGGCAUUCAUUACAUCGCAACAUCUAGAAAUCUACUUGAACUGAAUUGGUAACAACGUUUUUGUGUAUUCUUAUUUCGGAAUACGAUCAGUCGUACACACCCUUCUAUAGGCGAAUCUUUGUUUACAUUUUUUGCCUCAUUUAGAUAUACUCAUCAUUAUCUGAUGAAGCUAAUAAAAUAAAACCUCUGAAUAUUGAAAGAGCAUAACAAUUUCAGUUAUCUCUGAAAAUAUGAGCCCGAUAUACCGAAUGGUUUCGGAGAAAUUCUCUUUUAAAAAGUCGAAAUUUUACUAAGAAUGUAUGACUCGCUAAUUGCCACCUAGCAGUUUAAUUCGUAGUUUUCGAU
Molecule: messenger RNA, 8426 nt
Organism: Porites evermanni
Lineage: Eukaryota; Metazoa; Cnidaria; Anthozoa; Scleractinia; Poritidae
Source: the annotation of a GenBank genome assembly